AUGGUCAAAGGGGGCCGAGUGAGUAUCGACAAUUGUCUGUCUACGACUAUUUGGAUUUCCCCUUGGUUGCAAGCAAAGGAGUCGGGUUUUGUAACUACUGAGAUGAAUGUAUCUUUAAAGGGAUCUAAGAUUUGCCAACUUCUUUAUAAAAGUUCAAAGCAAUGGAAUGAGAGUAUUGUGCGAGAUAUUUUUAACCUGAUCGACGCAAAUAAUAUGUUAGCGGUUCCUAUAAACUUGAGGGACACGAGUAAUUCGUGGUCGUGGAUUCUUGAGAAGAAGAGAAAGUUUACAGUGCGUAGUGUUUAUUGCAGUAUUAGAGGCGAGGUUGUUGGUGAAAAUGAGAUUUAUGGUGUUUUUUGGAAUAAGUUGAGGAACUUACAUAUUCCUCUGGACAUUUGUAGUUUUCUAAGGGAGGGAGGUUCGGGAUUCCUUCCUACCGCUUAUUCUUUAGCAGGUAAAAGGGUCUUCAUUAAUGAGCGCUGCCAAGUGUGUAACCGCAUGAGUGAAUCAGCAGGUCAUCUUGUACGUACUAAUGAUGGCUUGAAUUUUAGAGACUGGUGUCGUAGCUGGCUGUAUGAGUUGAAAGGGGAGGAAGCUGAAUUGGUAGCGAUUAUCAGUUGGAGACAUUGGAUUAAUAGGAAUAAUAUUGUUUGGGGGAAGCAAGGUGAUAACACGGUUAAUACCAUUAACACGGUGAGCCAACAUAUAUUGGCGUGGAAAUCUGCUAGAUUGAGGUCCUCCAUUCAUGGCGAGCUAAGAGUAGGGAAGGAUGAAGGUAAUAACUUUUGGCGAUGUCCAACAGCUAGCUUUGUGAAAACGAAAGUAGAUGUAGCCAGGUUUGAAGCCGAAGGGAAGAUAAGGGUGGGCUGUGUUUUACGUGAUGAACAUGGUGUAAUUAUUCAAGCCAUGUAG
This is a messenger RNA of Mercurialis annua (annual mercury), 912 nucleotides long. RefSeq lists its product as uncharacterized. The record is from RefSeq and is a predicted model, not a curated record. Lineage: Eukaryota; Viridiplantae; Streptophyta; Magnoliopsida; Malpighiales; Euphorbiaceae. The coding region runs from base 1 to 912 and encodes 303 amino acids. The transcript is spliced from 2 exons.